Messenger RNA from Trichobilharzia regenti, 1227 nucleotides. The record is from the annotation of a GenBank genome assembly. Lineage: Eukaryota; Metazoa; Platyhelminthes; Trematoda; Strigeidida; Schistosomatidae.
GACCGGGACACCAACAUAACUAGCCAAGAAAUGUUUUAUUAAAAAUUAUUCAUAUAAAAAAUUUCCAGCGAAAUUUCAACAGAACGUGAUAUAUAAGUCCAUUCCACGCAUUCCAUUAAAAAGCUCUGAAUGAUUGAAGUUUCUAGCGGGUUAUUCAGUACGGCGUAACAGCAUCGGCAUGAGGAUUUACCGGUGUUGGUUUUGCUCGAGUCCGAUAUAUCCUGGACACGGGACACUUUUUGUCAGAAAUGACUGCAAGGAAUUCCGUUUCUGUAGAGGAAAAUGUCAUAAAGCUUUUAAAAAGCAUAAAAAUCCACGUAAAGUUAAAUGGACUAAAGUAUCAAGAAGAGUUCGCGGGAAAGAAUUAACUGAUGAUCUAGCUCAAACAUUUGAAAAGAAACGAAAUCUUUUAUUCAAGUAUGAAAGGACAGCAGUUGAAAAAAUAGUGAACGCUGUUCCGAAAAUUGAUCAAAUCAAGCAAAAACGUGAAUCUGCAUUCAUUAGAAAACGUCUAUUGAAAGGUGUGCAGUUACGUAAAGAAGAGGAUAUUAAACUUGUUAAUACACAAAUGCAUUUGAUUGAAGCUCCCGGAGCUAAAAGAAAGCGUGAACUUAUGGAUAUUGAUCCAGAAUCAGAAUUAUCAGAUGAGGAAAUGGAUAUUUCAACCGCGGAACUUGAAAAUGAGACAAGUAAAAGAAAGGUAUCCGAGAAACGGAAGGCUCGUGUCAAGAAACAGAAAAUUGCUUUGGAAGCUAAGUGAUCAAACAAAAAAAGCCUUGCACACUUAUCUUGUACUUAUUUGAUACAUAUACACAAGUUGUUUUAUUUUAAGUGGUGUUCAGUCUUAAUUUCUUAUAUGCUUAAUAGACAGUGCUUCAUUAAUCUCGUAAUGUCUGUCGAGAUUAUUUUUUAGUUAGAAGAUCAUGGCGUCAUGAUCUCAUGCAUUAUUAUUGACGUUUAUGGAGAGGGAGUGGGUGAGUGUUUUUCGUUAUAUUCGGAUACAUAACAAAUCUUUUGGUCGUCGGAGUCGUAUUUUAUGUUAGGUUUACUUAGUCUACAAGGGUGAAAUGAUCUGCUGCUUUUGUUCUGACACUACCUAUGAAUCACUGGUUUGAACAAUCGAGUCUCAGGUCACUAUGAAGUAUUUCUAUCAGUUAAUAAAGUUGUCUAGUCUAUCUGACAUCUGUUAUUUUCAUUCCUAUUGGUAUUAUGAUAUUUCUACGUGGC